GGGGCUAGAGGAAGAGCAGCGUCGAGAGAGUCGGUUUUUCGACAGUGUGACGCCAUCUUUGUUCGUGAAUCCGAACCACCAACAGACGUCCGACAUGUGGCGUCAGAUACGAUAUUUCAACGGUUUUUAAUUCAAAAUCAUAACAAACCGAUGUGCAUUCAAUCAAAAGACAUUUGUUAAUGAGAAAAUGAAUCAGGAAGUGGAGUUCGCUCGUGAAAUAGCGUCCCCAGUGGGAUUAUCAGUUGAGAAGGUCAGCUUAUCAUUUAUCAAUCGUUUGUUUCCACAAUUGGGAAAGGAUCGCGAGGUUCUCCUGAUUUGCCAUGUGCGUCCUGAUGAAGUCACCAAGAUGGUGAGUCCCUCCUGGGGUAAUCAAGAAGGUAAUUCAGCGAUGCUGGACGUCACUGGAUCCCCCCUGGAGCACUCAUUCGGUGAUGACAGCUUCAACGUCUCCAGCACAUCCCUCAAGAGGAAUUGGAUGGGGUACGAGGAGAGAUAUACACCAAUGGACCUUAAAAUAGCAGCUGCAAUAGUCAAUUGCAUCAGGGAGAAGCUCAGUAAUCAUAAUUUGUGGACAAUGCCACUGUUUGUGAUAGCAAAUCCUGAUAGAAAUGACGACAAAUGCCUUCUCCUUGGAUGCUGUCCAAAUGCCAAAGGUUUCACACCACUGAGGGCUUGUCUCGAUGGUGUUGUGUCCCUCAGUGAUAUUCAGGAGAGAAUUCAGAAGGAAAUACCUCUGCAUCAGCAUAAUAAUGAUCAUAUCAGUCCAAGAAGCAGAAAGAAAGCACAGAUUAGGGUAGACAGCGUCUAUGAUGUUUGUGGGGUUGAUCCAGACAUGAUAGACUGGAGGGAUGACGAGAAGGAGGAGUUUGGGGGGUAUCUGAGGGUCGAGGCUCAUUGGGACGAAUUGACUUUCAUUCCAUCUUUGAGGAAAUCCUCCAACACAUUCAUUGCCUCCAUCAUCAGUGGAUCCAACCGAAGCUCUCUGCUUCCUCUUUGGAAUCAGCUUCUUCUCUUGGAUAAAUACAUUGAAAUUUUGGGGGAUUAUCAGACGAAACACAUGUCCUCACGUUACAGUGUGGCACCUCUGAAUUUUCCAAAGGACUUUUCCAACGUUUUCGCUGAUUCAACCACAGAAAUCAUGACGAAACUUCACAGAAUUCUUGGUGGAGACUGGGCUCUGGAUGAUGUUAAGAUUGUAGAUGACACGACAAGUGUCGAAGGUUCCACUGAGGAUGAUUAUCAAAUUAAAUUGUCAGAUAUAGCGAAAGUCCUGGAGAUGAGACAGGAUCAGGAUUUUACGAGUAUUUUUUGGGGAAUCGUCAAGGGGACUGAAAACUACACAACAAUGACUGAUUGUAUGCAUACAAUCUUCGAAGCUAUUGUUACGGAUGAUUUCAAGCCCUCGUUGACGAUCGGUGAUGACACGAGGUUUGUUAAGCUCGUGGAGAGCUUGGAUUCGGGAAAGAAGGAGCUUCCCCAGCUCGCUGGAAGUGUUUCAAUGGAGCUGGUGAUCGAUAUGGGAUUGGAAAAGCUAACCAGAGACUACAUGUACCUAUUGUCAACUGGAAACCUCAUGGAGACGUACGAUGUUAGAAAAAUGAUGAUAAAUGUUGCAGAGGGGGCAUUUGAUGUUGAUAAAUACAGGGAGAAGCUCCUGACCCUUGCGCAGCUCCACAUAUCCCUAGAGUUUCUCCAAUUAAUUCAACAUCAGUUCAACUGUCGCAUGGACGUCUCUCGAUCGUUAUUCGAAGCAGCCCUGAAGGUCUACAAGUCCUCAAACUCUCCCUUGAAAUUUCAAGAGCUCAGAAAACAGGUGAUCUACUCCCUAGAGGUUCCUGCCCCCAAGGACAUCGUCUCUGAAGUCAUGAAAACGCCCCCGACUUCGUGGAUGUGUACUCUCACCACUGAUACACUCCUCCAGAGAUGUAGUUCACUUACUCAUUACAGUCGUAAUCCCAUAUUUCCACCGAAUAUCUACACGUCAGAGGACAUGCAAAAGGUCGUGGGUGACACCGAGGGACCGAUGUAUCACACCACCACAGGCUCCCUCAUUCACUACAAACUUCCGUGAAGUUUAAAAAGUUCACCGAUCGUUAAAAAGUAAAAAUUAUUCGACUAUUUUAGAAUAAUUAUAUAUGACAAUAUAUUUAAUCAACAUGAGAACUGUAUAAGCACAUAUUUCUCGAUACAUUCAAUGUAUAAAUAUAACUAGAAUUUCUUUCAUGAGUGUUUUGUACUGAUCAGUCAUUGACGAAAACUACACUCGAAUAAAUUGAUAAAUUAUUACA
Molecule: messenger RNA, 2288 nt
Organism: Diachasmimorpha longicaudata
Lineage: Eukaryota; Metazoa; Arthropoda; Insecta; Hymenoptera; Braconidae
Exons: 1
Coding region: 188-2071 (627 amino acids)
Biological process (GO): protein localization to kinetochore; mitotic spindle assembly checkpoint signaling
Cellular component (GO): RZZ complex
Source: RefSeq, a predicted model, not a curated record